UUAAUUUCACUUACUAGUGGAAAACGGGAUAAUGCACUAGUAAUAAGUGUGAACGUGUUACUGACAAAAAUGUGGGUAUUUUUUGGUUCAUUGUUUCUAUUGACUACAGGGACGUUUUCAGUUGAAGGCGAAAUAUCAUUUAUGCGUCAUGGAAUACCACCCGCUAGGGAAUCUGAUGAAACUAGAGCAUCUUCACCGGAAUGGGGUACAAUUACUCAAAGAGUUGACCACUUUAAUCCAGCAGACAACAGAACAUGGGAUAUGAGGUAUAUACAAAAUAACGAGUUUUAUGAGGAAGGUGGGCCCAUGUUCGUAUUUAUAGGAGGUGAAUGGGGUAUUUCAACAGGCUGGGCUACGUCGGGAUUUUUUCUUGACAUAGCUCGUUCACAUAAUGGCGCUUUCUUCUACACAGAACACAGAUUUUAUGGUGACAGUUAUCCAAUAUACAACUGGGAGGUCGACGGUUUCAGAUACUUGUCUGCUGAUCAAGCAUUAGCAGACCUUGUGUAUUUUAUUGAAUACCAAAAGCAAAACACACCAGGACUUCGAAACAGUACGGUAAGUGAAGAGCAAAAGUAUCAGUCCAACUACAUACCUACUGUAGAAUAAAACAAAAAAAUUAAUAAAGUUAAUGAAACUGAAAAGUAAGAAAUAAUUUAGAUGCUGUCCAUUUAAUCUUUUGAUAUUUUAGGUACUCCUAUUUAUUUAGUUCGCAAUAUGCCGAUCAUCGCGCCACCCCUGGGUCUCUUAGCGUUGUGUCUGUUUCUAAUAUGUCUCUGAUUAGACUAUCAUGUAUGAAAAGGUGUCAUACCAACC
Agrilus planipennis (emerald ash borer) is the source of this 816-nucleotide messenger RNA. RefSeq names its product putative serine protease F56F10.1. The coding region runs from base 70 to 609 and encodes 179 amino acids. Gene Ontology annotation, molecular function: serine-type exopeptidase activity; dipeptidyl-peptidase activity. Lineage: Eukaryota; Metazoa; Arthropoda; Insecta; Coleoptera; Buprestidae. Gene Ontology annotation, biological process: proteolysis. The transcript is spliced from 4 exons. The record is from RefSeq and is a predicted model, not a curated record.